Messenger RNA from [Torrubiella] hemipterigena, 465 nucleotides. The record is from the annotation of a GenBank genome assembly. Lineage: Eukaryota; Fungi; Ascomycota; Sordariomycetes; Hypocreales; Clavicipitaceae.
AUGAAAUUUUCUAUCCUUACCGCCACCGUCUUUGCGGCUGUUCCUGCCAUUGGGGCCGCCAUCCCAGGCCCUGUCACCAACGACUACCCCUACUCUGGCAAAUGCCACAGUGGCGGCGACGUCGAUCCCUGGAGCUUCUACAAGUGCCAGUGCACCUCCUUCGUUGCCUGGCGCAUCAACAAACGCCUAGGCAUCAAGUUCACCAACCACUACGAUGGCAAGGGCUGGGGCAAUGCCAACGAAUGGGCCGGUGCUGCCAAGGCUAGCCACGUCACUGUUAAUAACACACCGGUUCCUGGAUCCAUUGCUCAGACAAAUGCAGGAUCAAAGGGUCACGUUGCUUGGGUCACUGCUGUCAAGGGAGACAAGGUCGAGAUUGAAGAGUACAACUGGGGAAAGAAGGAGGGCUAUUCCACCAGAACUGUUCCUAAGAGCACCUUCCAGUACAUCCACAUCAAAGUCUAG